AGGAGUAUACUUUCGUUGCGCUGCUCUCGGAUGCGUUCGCGCGCGCGGUUCGUGAUCGUGGCCCCGUCGAAAUCUUCCUCGCUCUCUCUCUCCCGCGUGGUAUGGGUACCGUGGUGAUGAAAUAUGCAAAACGAUGCCUUUCCAUCUUCCAUAUCAGCGGCUUCGGUAGCGGAAUGAUUGAUGCCAGACACUUGUCAGACUGCAACGAUGCCCGGAAGCUAUGUAAUAUUUAAGAAAAAAAAACCCACAAGGAGAUUAAAUCAAUGAACACCGUCAUUUAUCUGACUGGUUUCCUUUUUGGAACAAUUUGUUGUUAUUAAGCCAUUUGUCAAAGUUUAUGGAAGCACAAAACAGAAUAAUUUCAGUUCAAAGUAUCGGCAUCAAUUACUAACGAGAACAACUUCAUUUUGCAAUAAAACAUAUGCGAGAAACUUGAAAGCAAACCACGUGUGGAAAAAAUGUCGAUAAUCUAAAUUGAUCGCGUCUUUUGACAAGGAAAUUAAUGAUCUAGACAACGAUUAUCACAGUUCGUACGGAUCCAUCCUCGUGCUCGGCAUCGGAAGGCCAGUGUUAAUGGGUUACGUUUAAGGCAUCGUGGUGUUAUUUUAUGAGCUUAUAAUUGUUCACUGAUUGAGUGCGACGAGGGAAGAGAGUGUUGAAUCGCUAAAAGAUUACAGAAAUUUGCAUAAGUCGCCAUCUGCCAUCUCUCAUCCGAAUCUAUGAGUGUGUGGAUAUAACUUGAAACUGAAGCUAAUCGGCGAAGAGAGUGGAUCGAACGGCUGGCUUAGUUUGGUGACGGAAGCUUCGUUUAUGACCGUCUGUUUUGCCAGCAUCCAUCGCCUUAGGAUGAUUGAUGAGAAGCAUAACACGUUUCCACAUACGGGUCAUAUCUUAUUGCCAUGAUUUGGACUUCUUUCAACGGGACCAUGAUUCACUGCUGCGGACUAAAAUGAACAUCUUUUUACGGAUCAUCUUCACGAUACUAAUGUUCACAAAAGUACGAUUUAUUGAAGGUUUCACCUCUUCGGUUCUGUGCUCAAGAAUCCCAGGCCUUUCUACUUACCAGAAGCAGCUAUGUGUCGAAGCUCCAGAUGCUGUAGUGUCGUUGUCAGCGGGUCAGCUGCUUGGUGCUCAAGAAUGCCAGGAGCAGUUCAAAGGUCAUCGCUGGAAUUGUACUCAAGUCUGGAAAAAGGACAUGUUUGGACACAUUGUGAUAAUAGGUUCACGAGAGGCCGCGUUCACGUACGGAAUAACGAGCGCCGGGGCAGUCCACGCGAUCACCGCAGCGUGCGCCAAAGGAAACAUAUCGAUGUGCGGUUGCGAUUCCAAGCAAAAGUCGCAGUUUUCCACGGAAAGUGACAACUGGAAAUGGGGCGGAUGCUCGGCCGACAUCGCUUUUGGCAUGCGAUUUGCAAAGAAGUUUCUCGACGCACGGGAGAUCGAAAGUGACGACCGAAGCCUGAUGAACCUGCACAACAAUCGAGUGGGACGAAAGAUUGUCAAAGUGCUGCUGCGUACGGAGUGCAAGUGUCACGGUGUGAGUGGCUCAUGCGCAAUGCGCACGUGUUGGAAAAACUUACCCUCUUUCCACACAGUUGGAAACAUUAUGAUGAGGAAGUAUCGGAAGGCGAAAAUGGUGCAAGCGAUACCGGCGGUGGGGAAAGACAACGGCUCGCUGCAGCUGGUUCUGAAACGGCGUGGAAAACAACAGCAUACAGGUGUGAAUAGCCAAAAACCAAAGAGGAUGGAAAUGAUCUAUUUGCAUCCUUCACCAAAUUACUGCGAACGGGACAUGUCCACAGGGAUCUUGGGCACCAUUGGGCGCCAAUGUAAUCGCUCCUCAACCUCGAUGGAUAAAUGUGACUUGCUUUGCUGUGGGAGAGGCUAUAACACGCACAAUAUCGUGAAAAGUUGGCAGUGUAACUGUAAAUUCAAAUGGUGCUGCACGGUUAGCUGUGACAUUUGCACGGAACGCAUUGAAGAGUACACGUGCAAAUAGUGCGAAAAAUUACACCCUUGUUUCAACUCAUUUUUUGUAAAUAUUUAUCUAUCUAUUUUAAUCAUUCAUUUUAAGUAUACAUUUGUCCCAGACUAAAAUCAGUAUUAUUGCAAUGUACUUAAUUCAUAUUGUUUGAAAAAUAAAUGUUUUGAGUAAA
Culex pipiens pallens (northern house mosquito) is the source of this 2156-nucleotide messenger RNA. RefSeq names its product protein Wnt-2 (gene Wnt2). Gene Ontology annotation, biological process: neuron differentiation; cell fate commitment; positive regulation of JNK cascade. The record is from RefSeq and is a predicted model, not a curated record. Gene Ontology annotation, cellular component: extracellular region. The coding region runs from base 854 to 1999 and encodes 381 amino acids. NCBI's taxonomy places the organism in Eukaryota, Metazoa, Arthropoda, Insecta, Diptera, Culicidae. The transcript has 8 exons. Gene Ontology annotation, molecular function: cytokine activity; frizzled binding.